ACGUGCAUUUGCUAUUUUUCGGCCUGACGUAAAUUUGUUUGUUAUUUGUGCGGUGCACGCAUCCUUUCCGUGAAUUAAUAUUUGAUAAUUAAAUUGUGAAGCUACGAUUUCUAAAAUUGUAAUGGAUCUGCUAAUAGCAAACGUUGAAAAUGUGGUGUUUAAGAUCGAAAAGGAUCUUAAUGAACAGUUUGGAGCAUUAUCUCUUCCGUUUCCCGGAAUGGAUAAGUCUACUGCAGCCGUUUGUUUAUUUUUUAACGCGACUGAUGGAACGGAAUGUGAAAAGGGAUCCGCCUGUCCGUUCCGGCAUAUUCGAGGAGAUCGUACAAUCGUUUGCAAACAUUGGCUUCGGGGUCUUUGCAAGAAAGGCGACCAAUGCGAAUUUUUACACGAAUAUGAUAUGACUAAGAUGCCGGAAUGUUACUUCUAUUCAAGAUUCAACGCCUGCCACAAUAAGGAAUGUCCUUUCUUGCAUAUAGACCCCGAGAGUAAGAUAAGAGAUUGUCCUUGGUACGACCGAGGAUUCUGUAGACAUGGGCCCAACUGCCGUCAUCGACAUGUGCGAAGAGUCCUGUGCAAUUUCUACCUAGCAGGCUUUUGUCCCGAUGGAACAUCGUGUAAAUUCAUGCAUCCACGUUUCGAACUUCCUCCGCCUCCGGAAACAAAGGAUCAGAUGCCAAAACGACCCCCUACUUGUCACUACUGUGGUGAGCUGGGCCAUAAAGCUUGCUACUGUCCGAAAAUGCCUCAAGAGCAACGGGAGGCUACCCUCAGAAUGGAAGAACAGCGGUAUCGAACUCUGGGAUAUUUCAAACAUCGUCCAAAUCAAGAUACCGCUCAAGGCACGGAAGAAAGCACUCCUUUGCCGCAAAAACCUCCGCCAAGACCUUUGGAAGAAAUAACAUGCUUCAAGUGCGGCAACAAAGGACAUUAUGCUAAUAAAUGUACAAAAGGACAUCUGGCUUUCCUAUCGAAUGCUGCCCGAAAGUAAUCAUUAACUGAGCAAAUCAACAAUAAACCACAAUUUUGAAAAAAAA
This is a messenger RNA of Uranotaenia lowii, 1034 nucleotides long. RefSeq names its product cleavage and polyadenylation specificity factor subunit 4 (gene Clp). Bases 122 to 988 code for a protein of 288 amino acids. The record is from RefSeq and is a predicted model, not a curated record. Gene Ontology annotation, molecular function: zinc ion binding; RNA binding. The transcript has 4 exons. Lineage: Eukaryota; Metazoa; Arthropoda; Insecta; Diptera; Culicidae.